Messenger RNA from Parathielavia appendiculata, 3677 nucleotides. RefSeq lists its product as uncharacterized. Gene Ontology annotation, molecular function: DNA binding. The transcript is spliced from 2 exons. The record is from RefSeq and is a predicted model, not a curated record. Lineage: Eukaryota; Fungi; Ascomycota; Sordariomycetes; Sordariales; Chaetomiaceae. Bases 110 to 3304 code for a protein of 1064 amino acids.
CUCGCGCUCCCUCCGCGCCGGAUUCUCGGUCGCUUGGGUGUGGGUUUCCAGCGCUCACACCUUCUCCAGUUCCUCCUGAAUACUUCAAAGCCAGGUCACGCCCCGCCCCAUGGCGGCCCCAAUGCCUCCUUCCUCAGCCGAUUCGGCACCAACUCUCACUUCGGAAGCCGGGGUCCCCUACACCAUUAUCCCCUCGUCCGUUAUCCCACAAGUGCCCUACCAAGAUGGCCGGAUCCGCAACCCCGUUCCCAGCAAACUCAAGGGGAGAACCGACGAAUCCAAGGGCAAUUUUGGGGUCAUGCAGAUAGAGGUCGCUGGCAGGAACGAGGCCACAGAUCGCGACGCCGAGGCGAAGCGGACGAGUGAAAGUACCGAGCUGGCCGCCAAGCGUGCUGCUGAGAAUGGCUAUAUCUCUCUUCGCAGGAGCCGCUUUGUUCAACUUCAAAACGAAGCCAUAGCCCAGCCCUCCUUUCCCGGACAGGCGCCCGCACCAGCUCCCGCACCAGCGCCGACCCAACCACAGCGUCGCAUGCCCCUCACUCCCGAUGAGACCAAGUUUGAACAAGCCCGCCUCCUCACACUCCUGCGGAGCCUACACCCGGCGCUUGUUGUGGAUCAAAUAUGCAAAGCCUUGGCUUUUUUUGGUGGCAUUCCUGGAGCACCCCCCCCCGCCACCCGGGGCGGCUUCCCGGAAAGCGCAGAAGCGAACGGGCCCGGCAGCGUCUUCGUCGGCUGGAUUGCCGAGAUAUUCCCCAGGAUAGGUGGAAACUCGGGGUCGCAGCACAUUUCAACGGGACAACAGCAGAGUUCAACGGGACAGCAGCAGAGUUCAGCUCCAACACGCCAGCUCGAGAAUCUUCAACCGGAGAAGCGCAAGCGAGGUCGACCGAAAGGCAGCAAAGCCACCCAUGCCCGGAAAGACAAGGGAGUCCCGAAGGGUCCUAAAAUCCCCUCCUCAAGCGCGGACCGACCCCAGGUUUCCGAUGGGUCAGGUGCUGCCGCCGACUCCGUUGCUGCGAAUGUCAUGCCUCUAACGCAAGCCACAAGCCCGCUGUUGCCGCAGACCCCUAGCCAACCGUCAAAUGCGGCAGCCAGGACGGCGUUACCAGGGGCGCCUACCCCCAAUGACGCGACACCUAAUGGCACGACUAGCGUGAAAAGGAAGAGAGGUCGCCCCAAGGGUUCCAAGACUGGGCCCAAGAACCCCGCCGCAAACCCCAUGCACAGUUCCAUAGGAACGCCACAAAACGGAGCCCAGAACUCUCAAGUAUUCCCAACCCAAGCAGACCAAGCGUCUCAGGCCACAACCCCAGGCAUGGCGGCGCCCCAGUCGUUCAAGGCGGUGAACUCAGCACCUCCAGUAGCUUCCAAGAAAACGGCUGGGGAUGGGACCGGGAACCCAGUGCUAUCCAACUCUGGCUAUCCGCCUUUACGAAGGCAAGCGCCCACUUACCAGGCGCCGCAGACUGCCCAGGGCCCGCAAGCUCAGACUCAGGUACCCCCACCCCCUCUUCCUGCCAGUCCAGCCGAGUCAAAAUCUUCCAAAGAUGCAGGUGGCAAGAGGAAGAGGACAGGUCAAGACGAAGCCGAUGCUUCGCGGUCUGACUCAAAGGAGGGAGGAACUGAAUCGGCUCCUUUGCCGGGCGCGAACAGUCGUACGUUGCCCGCUCCGCCGAGUAACGCAGGAACACCGCCUCCAUCCACCGUGUCCGAACCCCAGCCCAAGCGUCAGCGAAAGGGCAGAGAAGCCAGACCUGGAACAAGGAACGGGGAUGAGGCCACCACACAAAGCACCAGGGGUGCCUUCGCUGGUGCUGCCGCGGGAGCCGGCUCGACAUCCAAUGCGAAUUCUGAAGCAGGCCCGGCACCCCCGGCCGCGACCCACAACCCGAAACCGGUACCGGCUUCGGCCUCGGUUGUUGACCCAUCUAUUGCGUCAAUACAUCCGGCUCACUUUGAGGUGCAGUCCCCUAAUUUGGAGAGUUUGGAAGCACAAAUUCAAGCCCAAUUGAACCAAGAGACCGAGGUUGAACCUCAAGCAAGAGGGAAUGGCGCGUCAGAUUCACCUCAACCAAUGGCAAGUCGUUCGUCGCAGCAACACAAACACAUUUACCCACAGCAAUCGCCCCCUCAGCAACCCCUCCAGCAACAGCAACCCCUCCAACAACAGCAACCCCUCCAGCAACAGCAACCCCAGCAGCAGCAGCAGCAGAAGCAGCAGCAGCAACAACGACAACAACAACAACAACAUGGUUCUGUCGGCAACGGUCGGUCUUUCAAUCAACAAUCUCAGCCGCCUCGAUCCCAAGGAGGCAGCCGCCCGUUAGUGAUACAACAGCAGACGAGAACCCCUACUCCUCAAGGCCCUUACAAUCAAUACCGCGCUUCGAGUUCCCACUAUCAGCAGCAGAACCACCAGCAACAGAACGAACAAGAACAACAGCAUCGGCAACCACAACAACACCAACAGCAGCAUCAACAUCAGCAGCAGUAUCAGCAGCAGUAUCAGCAGCAGCAGCAACCCCAAUCCUCGCAGGCGGAACGCCCGCAGCAACAGCAGCGACACCAGUUGUCUGAAGGACAACAACACCAGAGCCCUCGGAUUUCUUCGAGUCAUCAGUAUACGGCAAGCACACCGCAGCAACAGCAGUAUGCCGCCAACCAGCAACCAUAUACGUCCAGUCAACAGCAAUACUCGGGUGUGCAGCAUCUCACGUCCCAGCAGCGAUAUCAGCCCCAGCUGGCGAGUACUUCGGCAGGCAACACAUCGUACACCGCUCAUCAGUCCCCGCAAUAUGGGACGUUGACGACAAGCACCACCUUUAAUUCCAGCGAUGGAAACUAUCGCAGCAGCCCGUCCACGACGACCUUGAGCAACCCAUCAUCGUACGGCCAACAACAAAGCCAGUCUGCUGCCAACAACACCUUCCGGUCCAGCAACACACACAACCUGCCACAGCAGCCGUCACAGUACCGUACAGGCACGAACGGCCUACAGCAACGGUCUGCCAGUACAAGCCAGCCGGGUUCGCAAAGCAUGCAGGGGCUGGCCACCAAUGUACAGGCGUUCACGGGAAACUCUGCGGCUGACUGGAGCUUGUUUGACACGACUCACCUCGAUACGUCUGGGCAGCAGGGGACGACAAUGGGAGGAUUGAGCAAUGCCAACUACGACAUCGGCGGAGCGAGCGUGCGAUCAUCGUCUGGGUCAGGGGGCUCCGCGUUCGCUGCGACGGGUCUCGCGGCGUUUGAUACAUCCGGCUUGGGAAGUAGCGAGCGUUAUUAUGGAGCUGGGCGGAGGUGAAAUAAGGCGCGAUGGCAUGCGCCGUGGGCGGUUUUAAAUGUCUCACUCGAGUUGGCGCAAGGGUAUCUUCCAUAGUAUCUAAAGGACAGAGGGCCGGCUGGAGAUACAGGUUGGUCAUGGUAUUGGGGAGACGUGUCUGCUUUUUUUAUGGGCGCCGUCUAGGACAUACGUCAUACUCUUGCUUCCCAAACUUUGUUGUUUUUGUAAUACGGCCCUUUUCCUCGUGCUGUAUGUAGUCACGUGUGAUUGUUAAGGUACGGCGAACAACAGUAAUGCUUGCUGGCUAUGCGACAGUGCCAGGUGGUUGCUGCGGCCGUCGGAAUUGAAUAAAUGAACGCCUUCCCAAACCACGUCGUCCACAUGAGAGACGUUG